UAUUCCCAAGAAGUUGUGACUGGGAAGCUCCCCAGCUGCCAGGGAGAUCAUGUCCUCCGAUGACCUACUGGGCGAGCUCCGCGCGCCGCGCACGAACAGCAGUGACUUUGCGCGAUUUCUGCGAGAGCAGCUCCAGCAUUUGGAGACACAGCUGCUGAUGGCGUAUGGCGAAGUGGCAAACAAGCCACGAUCGCUCAUGACCACCCGGAGCAGUGGCACCAACCACUUGCCGGUGCAACCUCGCACCGGCACGGCCGGGUCCCAAAAUUCUGAGGUUCCGCUGGAAUGUGUCAGUGCGACAUCUACUCCACGCGAGGCCUUAAAAAAGAACAGAACGUCGACGGACGCGAAGCGCUGCUUUCAAGUUCAUGAAAAGUGCAACAUGACCGAGGAGCUGGAGGAUUUGCAGGCCCUCUUCAUGGUCACCAAGCCUUCCUCGCGAUUUAACACGGGCGAUGGCGCGAUCGAGUCUCCAAGGUCAAAACGGGAUCAACGCCAGGAGACAUGGCCCCGCUUCUUGGUGCACCCGGAGUCCACAAAACGCUUGUUCUGGGAUUGCCUUGCUUGCAUGAUGCUCUUCACCUACACCGUUGUAGUACCACUGGAAGUUUUUCACUUUGAAGUGGAUUCCGCGGUGAUGUCCACCAUGCUCUCAGUGCGGAGUGUGUGGCUCUUCUUUUGGAUCUUGGACAUUGGUAUGACGGUGAGAACAGCGGUAUAUGUGGACAACGUUCUGUGUACCCAGUGGAGCUGCAUCUUGCGAAAGUACGUAUAUUCAUGGUUUCUCUUUGACUUGGCAGUCAUCGGUCUGGACCUUUGGUCCAUCAUUUGCAUGGUGCGACGUCGACCCAUUCUGCGCAUUGCGGCAGUCGGAAAGUUUUUCUUCAUGGCUCGGGGAGUCUUCAGCUUUCGCUUCCACAAGUUGCUGCAGCACCAGCGGCUGAUGGGGCGAAGCGGGCUAAGCGGAGCGAAGAAGGCCUGUGGCGUGCUGCUGCUGAUUCUUGUCAUACUGGUCACCGCAGUGCGUAUGUUGGCUUGCCUCUGGUUUUUCUGUGGCAACGUGGAAGAUGGUUGGGUGGAGACAGAACAGCUUCGCUCGGAGAGCUGGGAUGUGCAAUACGCUCGCAGCGUGCAGUGGGCCCUGUCGCGCUUGCCCGCUGCGUCCAUGGCUUCCAACAUGGCGUUAAACACGGGCCUGGAGCGUGCGGUCGCGUUGGGUGCCACCUUCAGUGCGCUCGCUUGCGGCUCUGUCUUCGUGAGUGUCAUCACCAACCUCUUAGCCGGCCUUGAACGAAGUCGACAACACAAGAAGAACAUGCUGAAGGCAUCCGGAAGCUACAUUCAUGGCCACAACUUGUCACAGAAACAUCUCAAGCAGGCGAAGGACAUCGUGGAACGCGAAAAGUUGCGCCAAGAAAAGAUGAACCAGCUCAAGUUCCUCCAAGACCUUCCCGAGAAUUUCCGUCAGGUUUUAUUCUGUGAAGCUCGUGGGCAAAUUCUCAGCAUUCUGAGCUUCUACAAGACCAUCCAGGAGGACGAUUCAGCAGAGGUGAACCUUUGCUCGACGGCAGUGUCGGAGCUCUUCCUCCUAGCCAAGGACGAAGUCUUCCGCGCCAAUGUCCAAGCCAAAGGUCUCUUUCUGGUCAGCGGAUGCACCUACAGCAUUUUGUCGUUGGAGAUGGAGCUAGGCAGUCCUACAGGACGCAGUAGUUCACAAAGUGUGGUGCCGCCACAACGAAAGUCCUUUUGGACAAAACCUUUCUCAUGGCUGAUAAAGAAUGCCACGGUGGUUCCCAGUGAUGGAGACUAUGCUGGCUCUGGUGUAACCAAAGUCAGGGUGUCCAUCGAAGAGCCCAUGUCAGAACAAGCUUUGUGAAUUAAGGCUUGGCAGCACCAAGGCUCACUUCGCGCGCACACCACAGGCGGCGGCGUGGUGCUGCAGACAAAGCAGUUCUAUAAGAUUUUGGCGGCGCAUCCACAUACAAUGUCCAAGGCCGUGGAGCAUGCGCGAGAAUUUGUUUGUCGCAUGAAUGAAUCUUUAAUGAGCGAGGCCUCCAUCACUGAUUUGCCAAUCACAGGUCUGUACUAGCGAUGAUACUGAUG
This is a messenger RNA of Cladocopium goreaui, 2103 nucleotides long. The record is from the annotation of a GenBank genome assembly. Lineage: Eukaryota; Dinophyceae; Suessiales; Symbiodiniaceae.